AUUGGGAUUUUUGGAAUCUGUUUGUGUUUGUUCGAGCGCCACGCGAUAAGAAUAUUUGGAUUGAUAAAAGGGUAUAGUAAAGCGAUCCGGAGCAAACAUAGAUAUAGAAAUGUCCAACGAGCGUGAGGCGGCUUUCCUGAAGGAAGAACUUCCAAAGCAGAUUCUUGUUCAUUCGCCAGAAUUAGAAGACGAUGGAGUGUUUUCAGAGGUGGAGCUAACAACUCCAGAACAUUUGGAUGGGUUUAUGUCCACCAUUCACAAGUUAUCGUUUCAAUACCAUAAAAAGGAUGGCAGUGAUGUACGUAGAUUGGACCUAAUGGUGAAAGUAAUGAAAGGCAGUGAUGAGUUUCGCGAAUCUUCAUUAACUAAAAUACAAUUCGGAAAUGAAAUCUACAUCUACACGCACGUGCUCCCGGUAUUCCGCGAUUUACUGGCUGGAACAGAAGUUCAGGCAGACUGGUACCCCGGAGUGUACUUCGGUGAGGCUGGUUCCUUUCCUAGCUACAGCGAUCAGUAUGAAACGAUGCUGGUGCUAGAAAACAUAUCACCCCUGGGUUAUGUGGCCGGUCCUCGAUUGGAUCUAGAGGAGACGCAUCUUCGAUUAAUGGCUCGUAAUAUUGCAUCAUUCCAUGCUUGCACGUACGCUCUGCGUAUUCGUAACGAUCCUCGUUUGCAGCAGUUGAUCGAUGGUAUUACACCACUUGACUAUGUGCAUGGAGAUAAAACGUUCACCAGCUAUGAUGUGCUGUUAAGACUAGGUGCUGACCGAUGGUACAGCUACCUAGACAAACAUCCAGAGUUGCUUGAGAAACUGAGCUUCAAACAGGACAUGGAACAGCUGCGAAAACGCUAUGAAGCUACACCAAUACGGUUGAUGCAGAAACUGCUCGCACGAGAUGAUGUGUUUUCGGCGAUUCUCCACGGUGACUAUAACAGAAACAAUGUUCUGUUCAAGCUAGAUGAUACUGGCAAACCGAUCGCUCUGAAGAUGUUCGACUUUCAAGAAAAUCGUUACGCCACACCGGCCAUUGAUUUGGCCUUUUUCAUGUACAUGAGCAUGACAGAAGAACUGCGAGAGCGGUGCUGGGAUAGUCUUUUAGAAGACUAUCAUAGCACAAUGUUACGUUCGUUGGCCGCGAUACUAAAGGUAAACGAAAAGGAUUCUCUUCUUGAUUCUUACCGUUUCAAACCGUUUAUAGAGCAUUUCAAACGACACGCAACUUACGGUGUAUUCGUAACGCUCCACUUUCUACCGUGGAUGAUGUGUUCUGAGGAAGAGUGCAAACAACUAUCAUACCACUUUGCGCGAGAUCUGCACUCCAAGGAACUGGCCCACUGGACCCUAGUGUGCGGUGGAGAAGAAGUGGACAAACGACUGGCGGGGGUACUGCAGCAUGCCAGUAGCAAAGGCUACUUUGCCAUUGUUGAUGAGGAUUAGAGCGGCGCCCUUUCUUGUGCGUUUGAUAUUGGGAACGAAUUUAUUGUUGCAUUUAAUAAUUUCAUAUCAACUUCCUAAGUCACUAAAAGUGCUUUUAUUAUUACGAUUUUUUACGAGAGAAAUAAAACAAUUUCACCUAAUAUUACGUAAUAAGAUGGGUUAAAUCUUACAAAAAAUCCUUCAAUGGUUGCGUUCCACAACGUAGCCCGAUAACCGUCAAGCUAUCCUUGACUAUCGUUUGAAGUAGAAACAAACGUCCUCUCGUAUAGUCGACUGCUAAGUUUAAGAUGCAUGCACCGGCGUGGCCUGUAUAGUCCUCUCGUAUUCCCCACGGGAAACACCGAUGACCAACAGUUUCUUUCGUUCACCGUAUUGUGUCCAAGAAAAGAGAUACCUUUAUACCUUUAUGGUUUGAUUUGGUACAUUCUAUUCACUAUGUAAGAUCCUUUAUUUGCCUUAGAAAGUCACACAUUUUCAGCACGUUCUGAUUGAGUUGCGGUCAUGUUGAAGUCAUCGUCAGCGUCGUCGUCUUCGAAUGAGUUUGGUCGUCAUGUCCCCUGUGUAUGCGAAUCGUAUCAUUAUGCAUUUGAUACUAAAGCAGACCUAUGGUCACUUACGAUAGCCGUUAGUAGCUGUUGCUUUGACGCGGCCAUUUACUAGGCACCGAAUGAAGACCGAAAAGAACACAUUUCGCUUCGCUCUAACGCGAUAGCUACUGAUUCAGCACGAGUUUCUACCUCGUGUGCACGCAUGAAGCUGCAACGCUCGACGUUACGUGAAUCAUUAUCAGAGAAAGAGGCUUGCAAUGGUUUUGGUUUUUUUUUUCUUUUUGUUACUCCAAUCUAUUGUGAUUUGCUAGAGAAUGGAUGCAUCUUACGAUUUUUUAAAGUUAUAUUCUUCAGUUACUAAUAUUGGCAUACAUUUGUUGUAGGUUGGCUCAAUGCUUAUAUACUCUUGUUUUUCAUGUUGAC
This is a messenger RNA of Anopheles darlingi, 2409 nucleotides long. RefSeq lists its product as uncharacterized. The transcript has 2 exons. The record is from RefSeq and is a predicted model, not a curated record. Bases 110 to 1438 code for a protein of 442 amino acids. NCBI's taxonomy places the organism in Eukaryota, Metazoa, Arthropoda, Insecta, Diptera, Culicidae.